Messenger RNA from Cryptococcus wingfieldii CBS 7118, 798 nucleotides. Its product is annotated as protein-S-isoprenylcysteine O-methyltransferase. The record is from RefSeq and is a predicted model, not a curated record. Gene Ontology annotation, biological process: C-terminal protein methylation. Bases 1 to 798 code for a protein of 265 amino acids. Gene Ontology annotation, cellular component: endoplasmic reticulum; membrane. The transcript is spliced from 3 exons. Gene Ontology annotation, molecular function: protein C-terminal S-isoprenylcysteine carboxyl O-methyltransferase activity. Lineage: Eukaryota; Fungi; Basidiomycota; Tremellomycetes; Tremellales; Cryptococcaceae.
AUGUCAGAGCCAAAGCAAGGCCCCGAGCUUACCCCUCCUGCCUCCCCCGCCCCCGUCGCCCUCCCCAAGACGGACCAGUAUGCUGCUCGAGGCACCAUCCCAAACACCCUCUUCGCCGUGGCCGUCAUUGCGGCUGUUCUCGGUGCUGUCGCCGGAGGCUCCCUCGCACUUGCUGGGCGGAGAAUAUGGGAUGCUGUUGGGGGAGAGUGGGCCAGGCCCCAGCUGGGAUUGUAUCUGGCAGCGAUGGCAGUGUUCCAUCUGAUGGAGUUUUUCACAACGGCCGGGUGGAAUGCUCAGAAGUUGAGCGUGGAUGCGUUCCUCUUGAAUAACGGGAAGAUGUACCAUCUCGCUCAUGCUGUUGGCCUGGCCGAGUAUCUCAUCUCGUCUUUGGUCUGGCCCAGCAAGUUCAACAGCUGGUACUGCUCUCUCCCCUGGCUCGGUGUUGUGACAAUCCUCAUGAUCACGUCUCAGAUCAUCCGCAGCGGCGCCAUGAUCCAGGCUGCCCAAUCCUUCUCCCACAUUGUCAAGUCUAAAAAGCACGACGACCACAUUCUUGUCCAGCACGGCCUCUACUCUUGGUCUCGUCACCCCUCCUACGCGGGUUUCUUCUACUGGGCGGUCACAACACAACUGUUGCUGGGAAAUGUGGUGGCUACCGUCGGGUUCGUGGUGGUGUUGAACAAAUUCUUUUCCGACAGGAUUGCGGACGAGGAACGGUGGCUCUGCCGGUUCUUCCCCGAGUACCCUGCUUACAGGCAAAGGGUGGGCACGAAGUUGCCUUUCUACUUUGCUAAAUAG